Messenger RNA from Capsella rubella, 369 nucleotides. Its product is annotated as putative defensin-like protein 244. The record is from RefSeq and is a predicted model, not a curated record. The transcript is spliced from 2 exons. Bases 83 to 340 code for a protein of 85 amino acids. NCBI's taxonomy places the organism in Eukaryota, Viridiplantae, Streptophyta, Magnoliopsida, Brassicales, Brassicaceae. Gene Ontology annotation, biological process: signal transduction.
AGAAGAAGAAAGAAGAAGAAGAAAGAAGAAGAAGAAGAAGAAGAAGAAGAAGAAGAAGAAGAAGAAGAAGAGAGACCAAAAGAUGAAAGGUGUUGUGAUUUUAUUGGUUUCAUGUCUCCUUUUCUCCCUUCUCUCAACAAACCUUGGCCAAGAGUUAAAGUGGUGCCCAUCAAGGGAAGUGUUCAGAGGCUCGUGCACUGACAGAGGAAGUCCAAGCUACACAUGUUUUCUAGAUUUUUUGGGAUCCAAGAGUGCAAGUGCUAUGCCUAAGAAUUGCAAAUGCACUCCUCUUGCUCACAACCGUCGUCAAUGCGACUGUUUUAUCAUUUGCACUGAAUAAUUUAAGUUACUAUUAUUAAGGAAAGAGUA